Messenger RNA from Danio rerio (zebrafish), 1983 nucleotides. RefSeq names its product Rho guanine nucleotide exchange factor 39 (gene arhgef39). The record is from RefSeq and is marked validated. Lineage: Eukaryota; Metazoa; Chordata; Actinopteri; Cypriniformes; Danionidae. Gene Ontology annotation, molecular function: guanyl-nucleotide exchange factor activity.
AACUUCUGAAGGCGCAAGAAAGAGCGCCUGUAUUCAAUUUGAAAAGAAGGAAAACAUCAGGUAGUAACAUACUGAUCUGGAGUCAUGAGUUUCUCUCCGAGUCCACUGAGCCCGAUGAGCGGCCGCAGUAUUCAGGAGCAGAGAGAGCGCUGGGAGAGGAAGAGGAGUCGCACGGCCCGAGAGAUGAUCCAGAGUGAGCAGAGAUACUGUCAACAGCUGGAACUGGUGGUCACGUACUUUGUGGAGAUCUUGAAGGCCAAAGGAACCCUCAGGCAGGACAUUAGAGAAAGCAUCUUCAGUUCAAUUAAAUCCAUUCAUUUAAUAAACCAGACACUACUUGCUCAUCUAGAAAUGGGGAGGUUUGGCAUUGGUUUCGAGGAGUUCUGCACUCAUCUGCAGUUGUACAACACAUACAUUGACAACAUCCAAACGGCUAAGAAGGUCCUCAUGGUUCAGGUGAAGAAAAGCAAAGCCUUCAGACGCUUUAAGAAGCUCCAGGAGUCGAGGCCUGAGUUCAGUCAGCAGAAGCUGGAGGAUCUGCUUGAGCUUCCUCUUCAGCGCAUACAGCAGUACAAGCAUUUCUUGAGGGACUUGACAGAGAACACCGGUCCAGACAACCCGGAGUUUCAGCAGCUUUCAAAGGCAGUGAAGGCCAUCUCAGAGGUCGCCCAGCGGAUCCAGGACAACGCUCGCAGCCAUGAGAACCACCUGCAGCUGCGCAGAGUCCAGAAACAGCUGAAGGGCCGAAAGACCAGAAUCCUGACUCCAGGGAGGUGGUACAUUCGGGAAGGCUGGCUUAAGACAGUGCCCCCUAAAGGCACGGAGGCAAAGCCCAAGAUGUUUUACCUCUUCUCUGACAUCCUGCUUCAGGCCAAACCAUGCAGUCCUAUGCAUCCUACCAAUGGGGAUAAGUUUACCUGCCAGCGAGUCUACCCUUUGAAGGAGUGCACAGUGGACAAAGUUUUUGGACACACCAAGAGCCAGGGAGGCCUUAUUAGUUUGACCUUCGCCAGGGCCAAGCUGCUCUUAAUGUCUGACGAUCAAGUGGACAUUAACGAUUGGUAUCGUAGUCUCUGCUUGACGAUUGGGCAGUUGAAGUCCAGGAAUACAGUGGUUCACAGGAGAGAUGAGCUGUGCAGGACACCCAUCAGAUCAGACGCAGAUGACCAGAGCUCAACAGAGAGCCAGAACACACGAGGAACUAAAAGAGCCAUGAUGUUGGAUGAUGAAGUGAGGGAGGAGAGCAGCAGAUCACUGUCUUCAACAGAGGAGAGCAGCCGCAGCGCCACCAAGAGGAGAAAACCUGAUCAAACUCCUGCUGACGGCAGAUCGCAGGAGUCAUCAGGAUCGAGCUGUGUGAUACUGUGAAGAGCUGAAGAUCUGCUGAAGACGGAGGAUUGAAGGUGAUUUAGGCUGAAUGUAAAGCAAUGCACAUCUACCUACACACUGCUGAGUUGUGCUCUGUAUGCCAAAAAAAAAGAUUCCACAAUGCAGGGUUAUUGCUUUUAAGCAUAUUUACUGUUGACGUUUUAAAAACCUGUAUACUGAGAUGUCUUUAUUUUAAGCGUAGUCUGAUGCACAAUAGCAAAAACCUAACAAGAAUGCAUCAUGUAGGCUAUAGUAACUGAAUAUGUAUCCAGUCACUACUCUUACAUAUUUUUAUGAGUAUAUUUUAUGCCAUUAAUGUUUAUUAUCCCAUUUUUAAUAUGAAAUAAUGUGGUGCAAUAAGACUAUUUGAUAUGCAUGUGAUUUUAAUCGCUUACACACUGGAGAAAAAGGGAGAAGCUGCUUUUAAGCGGUGUGUGUUGAAUAUCGCAUUAAUUUUGAUCAUACUCUAAUGCAAAACGUAUACAUUUGCUUGUGUUGGCUUGUCUUAAUCAAGCAUUUACUGUCGGAUCUGUUUAAUUUCUUACUGAACUCUGUUACACUGGUCAUUAUUAUAUUUUGCUUGUGAAUGAACAAUAAAAGCUCAGUGAUUUGCUC